Messenger RNA from Gopherus evgoodei (Goodes thornscrub tortoise), 2362 nucleotides. RefSeq names its product interleukin 5 receptor subunit alpha (gene IL5RA). Bases 817 to 2103 code for a protein of 428 amino acids. The transcript has 12 exons. The record is from RefSeq and is a predicted model, not a curated record. NCBI's taxonomy places the organism in Eukaryota, Metazoa, Chordata, Testudines, Testudinidae. Gene Ontology annotation, molecular function: cytokine receptor activity; protein binding. Gene Ontology annotation, biological process: cytokine-mediated signaling pathway; immunoglobulin mediated immune response. Gene Ontology annotation, cellular component: external side of plasma membrane; membrane.
GGAAUGCAACUUAAACAACUUUUGUUAGUUAACAGAGUAAAGUUUUUUGUUUGUUUUCCUUUUUUGUUUUUGUUUUCAGUAACCCAAACUUAAUACAAAAUUUAUCUAAGUUGGUUUACAAUGUAAUAGUGACAAUGUAAUAGGGACCAAGUCUUUUAUAACACAAGCCAUACUUUUGCAAUUGUUGUAUAGACAUUUAUUUUUAUUUGAGGUGCACUACUAAUAUUUUAUACUAAAUGUAAUGCUUAACUGCUAAAAUAAAUGCUCACAAUCUUUCUUUGUUACUGUUACUUUCCCCACCAAUUUUGCAGUGUGCUGUUUUAACCAUUUAACAGCCAUGGUUAUAGUUUGCAAUAGUCUACAUUUCAAGGCUACUGUCCCUGCUCUAGCCUUACAAAGUAUAUUACCCGUUUCUUCCCCAUUAUAUUUUUAAACUCUGUGGGGAUUUGCAGGGAGGGGUUAAGGGGGUUCCCUAGCUCGUGUUUUUCUGUCAUGUUAGAUCGUGAUUCCUACAGCGGACAGCUCGCUUACUCACCAGAUCAGCCAUUGGGGUCACCAGUGUGGUCAGACAUCACCGGUGUGGUGCUCUACUCUGUUCAAUGAUGAUAACAGUCGGUUACAUGUGUGUGUUCCCUCUGUGCGCUGCCCCGGCUCUGUGCAGUUAGCUGACACAGCAGACUCCGAGAGAACCGCCAAUGGCCACAGACUCUGAUAAGAUUACCUUGUCUUCUGUGCACUGGGAAAUGAGAGUCUGGAACCUGCUCCCAGUCAGUAAACUCUUGACAGUGGACUGGACUGCAGCUGUGCUAAUAAGCUAUGGCCAUCGUGGUGAGCAUUUUUCCAGUUCUCCUUUGGAGAAUGAUGGCGUUUCAGGCAAACUUAUUGCAAGCUAAAGGAAUUCAGGUUCUCCCACCUGUUAACUUCACUCUCACAGUCUCUGCACUAGCAGAAGUACUUUUGCAAUGGAAACCAAACCCUGACCAAGAAAAGAACCACACUGUUGAAUACAAUGUGGAAAUUAUGACUCCUGAGUGGGAACCGUAUGAGACAAAGAAAACUUGCAGUACCCGUACAGCUGUGCUUCAUAAUGGUUUUUCUGCACGUAUUCGGACAUUGCUUCUCUAUAACAACUCGCAAAUAGAAAGUAACUGGGUUACAGCUAAACUUCAAGCUCCACCAGGUGCUGUUGAGACAUCAGUUACUAACUUAUCCUGUGUGAUUUACACGGCCAUUGAUAAUACUGCAUCUCUUCAUUGCACCUGGCUUGCUGGCAAAGAGGCACCAGAAGAUACAAAAUACUUUCUAUUUUACAGGUAUAAUAGCUACACUGAAGAAUGCCAAGAAUAUAGUAAAGACAAAUGGGAAAGAAAUAUUGGUUGUCGAUUUUCAAACACUUACAUAAAGACUAGUGAAACUGACGAAGUCAUCGUAAUACACAUUAAUGGGUCAAGCAAGUACACUGCAAUCAAACCUUUUGAACAGUUAUUUAAUCCACAAGCCAUUGAGAAAGUGAAUCCUCCCAGAAAUGUCACCGUGUUUUUAAAACAAAACAACCUCCUGAUCAUGUGGGAAAUGCCAGCUUCUUCUUUCCUAGAGGACUGUUUUGAAUAUGAACUGAACAUCUACAACUGGAAGAUGGAUUACAGACAGAUACUGGAAACAAUGUUAAACAGUUUCAGUUUAAGUAUUGAUGACACCUGCAGAUACUCCAUACAGAUAAGAGCUAAUCGUCAAUCAUGGUGUAGUGAAGGAAUUUGGAGUGAUUGGACUGAACCUCUCCAUAUUGGAAAAAACCAGCCAAGGACUCCAGUAGACUCCAAGGCCUACACGGUUCUCAUUGCGCUUCUAGUAUUCAUAUGUUCCGUGGCAUUGCUUACUGCUAUAAUAUGCAGAAAGUAUCACUUAUGGAGCAGACUAUUUCCACCAAUUCCAACACCCCAUAACAGUUUAAAAAAUCUGUUUUUAAAUAAGAGCUAUCAGAGAACACGUAACUUUACCAGUGAAACGGAAACAGAAAUUGGAAGUUGCUGUGAAGAUCUUGGAAGUUAUGUUGAGGACCUUUCUUCGGAUGUCCUUGAAGAUUCUUAUAAUAUGAACUAUUAAUCCAUUCAUGAGCUUGAAAUUAACAGGAGUGUUACUGCAAGUGACAACAGUUUAGAUUGGAUGAACCUUCAGAUCAUACCAUCAUCAGUGCUUCAAACGUAGAAAAAUGUGUUGCUUCCAAGAGGUGAAGUUGCUUAAUAAAAAGUGACAUUUGUAUGUGUUACCUUGUAAAGAAAAAAGUGAGUACGUUCUGUGAUGCUCUGUACCUCGAGGGGACACUCUACACCCCCAUGUUCAUCUUUAUAAAAUGAUUGUGAGG